AUGUCUAGUAACAGGAACUCGCGACACACACCCUCCCCUUCAUCCCCAAUACCCACAAAUACCUCUAAAUUACCCAAGUUUCUCCAGAAGGGAAACAACCGUGAUAGAUCGAAAUCAGUGAAUGAUUCAGCACUUUCCGCUGCUGCAACAGAAAGGUCGAGUUCUUCGGACAGCUCAAGCCAGCUACAAUCUCCAACGGCGUCUGGCUCCAAGGGACCUCGCAAGGGUAGCCGGUUUCUUGGUAGGAAGGAGAAGAAUAAUCUCGAAGACGAUAAGCCCUCAUCCGAAGUCGAAGAUACUCCAAUCAUCAUCGAACCGGGGGAAGGCACUCCUUCUGUCCCAAUCCCUCGUUCUAGGACACGUUUUGAGCGUCCUGUUGGCGGGUCGUCCGAUAAUUCUGGACCACAUCUUUCGCAAACAUAUACCCCUACAACCUCUACAUCACCACGCAUGAGCGACCUUCCAACCCGCCUAUCAGGGUGGUUCUCCCACACAUUCAGUUCUUCUUCUACCGAUUUGUCUCUUCCGAAUCUCCUCAACCCUCACAUUCAUGGUCAAAGCAGUAACAAUGGAUCACCGCGAGCCAAAAGUGGCGCAUCAGCUUUACUGACCGUCGCCAAACACGGAAAAGGCCACCUCGACAAAGCCAUGCGAUAUCUGCUGGACAGCGACGCAACGCCCGACAAAUGUACCGAUCCGAUAUGGCUGUUAGGUGUGCAACAUAAGGGGUAUGAGCCGCCACCGCUGCUAUCAUCACCAUCCCAGGGUAACGAUUUACCCGGAGGUCGAAGGACCUCCGUCGAUGCUAAAGGGAAAACUCACGUAUCUCCUUCUCCUUCCUUCAGAUCCUCCACUGGACCGAAACAUCCUCAAAAACAUUCCAUCUCUCAAUCGCAAAAUAACUUAUCUCAAUCCCAGCCACCCUCCUCUCGCGACUCGCUCGUUCAUUCCACAUCCACAUCCACGUCCCUCUCCUCUUCUUUGUCCUCCUCCAUAUCUACGACUCCUACGCCAUCUGCAGCAUCUGCCUCCAACCCCAAACACCCGGGAGCCAAUUGGCCUAUUGAAUUUUAUUCCGAUUUCACCAGUAAGGUUUGGGUUACUUAUCGUUCCCAGUUCACUCCAAUCAGGGAUACAAGCCUUAGCGAUCUACCUUUACCUUCUUGCGAGCCGCUAGGUGAUGGUACAAUGAGUUACGUCGACACCUAUAAAAGUGAUUCCAACUAUAGUGUCAGGAGUGUUGCGUCCAGCAACAACAAUUUAUCAACGAGUCCAGGUUCUACUGGCAAGAAAUGGAAUUGGGUUCUUCCAGGACUAGGGGGGGAAAAAGAGCGCGGUUGGACCAGCGAUGCUGGAUGGGGUUGUAUGUUGAGGACUGGUCAGAGUUUGUUGGCAAAUGCGCUAGUUUUCAUGUGGUUGGGGAGGGAGUGGCGAAUACCCGAGACGAUCAUUCGCAGUGAAUCGUAUGCCAGAUAUAUCCAGAUCGUGACAUGGUUUUUAGAUACGCCUGAAGCACCCUUUAGCGUGCAUCGGAUGGCCUUGGCUGGCAAAGACCUCGGAAAAGACGUUGGACAGUGGUUCGGACCUAGCACUGCUGCCGGUGCCAUCAAAACCUUGGUGCAUGCUUUUCCCCAGUCCGGGCUGGGUGUUUCUGUCGCUACAGAUGGAACAUUGUUUCAGACUGACGUUUUUACAGCUUCCCAUUCCUCUACCACUGCGCCGGCUAGUUCUCGCGGAUCCACGUUUUCUUCGCCUUCGUUAGGACGGCGCCGUCAUCAUCAUACCACAUCGUCCUGGGGCGAUCGCCCCGUACUUUUGUUACUCGGUAUCAGACUGGGUAUAGACGGUGUCAAUCCAAUCUAUUAUGAAACCAUCAAAAUGUUAUAUACAUUUCCUCAGUCUGUUGGUAUUGCUGGUGGACGUCCCAGUUCGUCCUAUUACUUCCUGGGAUCGCAAUCAGACAACCUGUUCUACCUCGAUCCCCAUCAUGCCCGGCCAAGCGUACCUUUGCGACCCCCGCCUCCUAUUGAUAUUCUCAGUUUUGGGGACGCACCCAACAAAACCCUGGAAUCAGAUCUUGCUAGAGAUAAAGAUCGCUCGAAGAUGCAAAAGACGAAUAGAACCAGCCGAAUAUCUCAACGGGGAGGGGCACUGAAACGGGUUGUGACACCUACCUCUCCAUCGUCUGUGAAAACCACUGGGUCGUCCACCUUUUCUUAUCACGCUCCGACGUCGCCUAGUCCGUUACAAAAGGAGUACUCUUCAACGUCGCAUUCAGAGUCUAGUUCAAGCAGGGAUAGUGGUAUCAGAGCACAAGGUCUACCUAGUGCGGACGAAACAUCUCGCUCUCAUCCCCCAUCAAGAACGGAGUCUCUAGUCCUGAUUACUCCAAGUGCCAGUACAGAAAUGGGUAACAUUUCCGAGAUGGAGUAUAGUGAGAUUGCCGGGAGUGGGUUGACCCCUUUUCAAGAACAUCUCAUUUCUACAUAUAGUGUGGCAGAAUUGAGAACCUUCCACUGUGAUAGGGUUCGAAAGAUGCCGCUGAGCGGGCUAGACCCAAGCAUGCUCAUAGGGUUCCUAUGUAAAACUGAGGUUGAAUGGGUGGAUUUCAGAAGGAGGGUUGGAGAGCUUCCGCGGACUAUUUUCUCAAUACAAGAUGAACCGCCCACAUGGCCCAAUGAUUCAGAUGAUAACAUGGGAUUGGAAUCUAUAUCAGAUCCAGAGGAUGUUGCGGACUUGGAUGUGGACGAUGAUGCGGAUACUUCAGCCGAGGUACCCGAUGACGACCAAGACGAAGAUGAAGAGGAGAAGUUUUACGAUACGCGAUCGACAUCUGCCUCUGUUACUAGUCGGAAUGAACGUGAAGAGAGGGGUAGAAGUGAAGAGGUGGACACCGAAGAAGACCCCGUAGAUCCUAUCACGCCGGGCCCGAGUUCCACCAAGUUUACUGUUACUACUGCGGAGGGGACACAGGAUUCUCCGUCAGGAAGCGACGAUCUUGAAGAUGAUUGGGUGGAUCCUUCAGUACCGACUUCACCGAUGCUUACGCCUCAGCCAACACACCAGCCUGAAAUAGCGGAUACCGACGCAAUACCAGUUGUCGUUCCUCGGCUAUCCAAGAGCAAAUCAAACGGUUCAUCGGCCUCUGGAAAGAAAAAGAAAGGGAAGAAGAAUCAACAACCUGUGCCUGUGCCACGGAUCAAGGUACCUUUACCUCCCUCGAAGGAGUCGUUCCCAUUUCCGGUAGCUGCUACCUCCGAUGACGGGACGGAAUGGUCGGCGUCUUCCUCUUCAUCCGGUGGAGUUGAAGCCCUUGCUCAGGAGAAGAGAAUGCACACUGCGAGAGCGAGAGACGGUGGAAGAACACAAAGCGGAGGUGUUAAAGGGAUUUUGACUGACGAAUGGACAGAUACACAACAAUGA
Messenger RNA from Marasmius oreades (fairy-ring Marasmius), 3423 nucleotides. RefSeq lists its product as uncharacterized. Gene Ontology annotation, molecular function: protein-phosphatidylethanolamide deconjugating activity. The transcript is spliced from 6 exons. The record is from RefSeq and is a predicted model, not a curated record. Bases 1 to 3423 code for a protein of 1140 amino acids. NCBI's taxonomy places the organism in Eukaryota, Fungi, Basidiomycota, Agaricomycetes, Agaricales, Marasmiaceae.